Molecule: messenger RNA, 1000 nt
Organism: Uloborus diversus
Lineage: Eukaryota; Metazoa; Arthropoda; Arachnida; Araneae; Uloboridae
Product: N-acetylglucosaminyl-phosphatidylinositol de-N-acetylase-like
Exons: 7
Coding region: 51-965 (304 amino acids)
Biological process (GO): GPI anchor biosynthetic process
Cellular component (GO): endoplasmic reticulum
Molecular function (GO): N-acetylglucosaminylphosphatidylinositol deacetylase activity
Source: RefSeq, a predicted model, not a curated record
CUUUGCGAGUUUGCUUUGGAGUUAAAAGGCACACUCGCCUCCAAUCACGGAUGUGUUUUCGUCGGGUAAUUAGACGUACUUUGCAAAACAUAAACAUUGAGCCGUAUUUCCUGUCAGAAAUAACUAAAAUUCAAAACAAUUUGAUAUUUUAUACUAAAAAGAAUAGGCAUUUUGCUUUUUUCAGUAUUUCUAUCUUAAUGUUCAUUAUUUCCGUAUUUAUACUCAUUUUGGUUUUGUUUACUUACAUAUUUUACUGCUUUAUUGCAUUUUUAAAACCAUGCAACUACAGAAAAGGGAAAGGUAUAGUUUUGAUUAUAAUAGCGCAUCCUGAUGAUGAAUGCAUGUUCUUCGGUCCUACAAUUUUAAAUCUUUUGCGAGAUGAAUGCGAGGUCUACCUUCUUUGUCUUUCUGCAGGUGGUUUUUAUAACAAAAGUAAAGAAAGAAAAAAAGAGCUGAGAGAAAGUUGUAAGUUACUUGGAAUUCCAGCAGGAAAUGUUGUAAUAAUUGAACAUAGCAAAUUACCUGACAAUCCGAAUUCUGCUUGGAGUCCAAGGAAAGUUGCCCAAAUCAUUUUAAAAUAUGUUAUACAACUCUCUGUGAACAUUAUUGUAACAUUUGAUGAAAAAGGAGUCAGUGGACAUUUAAAUCAUGUUGCUCUGAAUAAAGGUCUAAGUUUUUUAAACUCAGAAAGAUUAUUACCUUUAGAUUGUGAAGUUUUGGAGUUAAAAACAGUAUCAUUAAUUCAGAAAUAUCUGUCCUUUUUAUCUGUGCCUUUAAGUGUUCUCCAUGAAAAGUGUUAUUUUAUUUCAAAUCGAUCAGAAACAAAAAUAAUACAAGAAUGUAUGAGAGCUCAUAAGUCCCAAUAUGUAUGGUUUAGGAAAUUGUACAUAAUAUUUUCCUGCUAUGUUUAUAUUAACCAGUACAUACAUUUUAAUUUUAGUGAGGAGAAAUGUAAAAAUCAAUAAAUUUUACAAAACAUUUUACAACGCACAAUAUGUAA